This is a messenger RNA of Selaginella moellendorffii, 1783 nucleotides long. RefSeq lists its product as uncharacterized. Gene Ontology annotation, cellular component: cytosol. The record is from RefSeq and is a predicted model, not a curated record. NCBI's taxonomy places the organism in Eukaryota, Viridiplantae, Streptophyta, Lycopodiopsida, Selaginellales, Selaginellaceae. The coding region runs from base 35 to 1573 and encodes 512 amino acids. Gene Ontology annotation, molecular function: protein binding. The transcript is spliced from 18 exons. Gene Ontology annotation, biological process: proteasome assembly.
AGGGUUUUGCGCUCUGUUUCUCUGUUCUCGCGCGAUGGUGGGGAUGAUGGCGAUCGACAGCGUCGACACGAAUCUCCUCUUGGUGGAGGCCUCUAAUCUCGCCGCGCAUCCAGGUGCCCUCCCUGAGAGCUCUGUGUCGGAUUUCCUCGCGAAAUAUCCGUUUCCAGUUCUCUUCAGCGUUCUAUCUACUGCAGAAACUCCAGAGCUAGUGAGUGCUAUUGUUAAUGCUGUCGAGAAGAUCUUACAAUCGCCGUUUGGACACAGCAUGCUUAUCGGAGUACUCCCUUAUGCCAAUGCUGGUUUAAACGCGGGAUCUCCACAGAUUCGUCGUCUUGCAUGCUUCUCCAUAACGAAGUAUCUGGAGGAUGGUGAUUCAAGUUCUGUUCAAACAGCAGCGGAUGCUGGCAUCAUGGACCCGUUACUGAGCACUUUAUGUGACGAGGACUCGACCGUGGCAAAAGAAGCCUCAGAUGCUAUUGAGAAUCUAGCAAAAUCAAACGCUGGACUUGAGAUCAUUUUUGGUGCGAGCCAGAACAGCCUCAAGGAGCUCGCAAUUCACGGAUCAUCUUUGGUUCAAAUCCGAGCGUUGUCUCUGGCAGCACGAAUCUUCGGACUAUCGGAUGUAGCGGCAGCGGCAGUCCAAACAUCUGGGAUCUUGUUCGUUUUAGAAGGUCAACUAAAAAAUUCUAGUGAUACAUUGGCUCAACUGAACGCUUUCGAAAUUCUGAGCGAGCUUGCCGAGACACCUACUGGUGCGAGACUUCUACUUGCUGGUACAUUCGUUUCUCAGCUCGUUUUCUGGAUCCAGAAUGCUGAAGUGGAUAGUAUGGUGCGUUCCCGCUCGAUGCAAGUUGCGUCUAGAUUGAUAAAAACUAUUUCAGAGCCUGAUGCACUGCAAAUCAUCGAUGCAAUUGGCAACUGCCUGGGGCGUGUGGAAAAUCUCGCGAGAAGUUCGGAAAGGUGGGACAAGGAUGAAAAGGACGCUGCACUAGAUGCGCUUGGUCAGAUUGGAUCAUUUUCGCAUGGUGCUCAAGUCCUUCUGCUCCGCGGUGCGAGGCCACCAGCGCUUUAUGUUGUCCAUUCGGCUUUUAAACCAGAGCUGGCUGGUAUUCAUGCUCUGGCGUUAAUCGCAGGAUCCGAAAGGGAAGAUGUUCUACUGAAUGAACAAGCUGAAAACGUUCUGCGCGAUCUCAUCUUUGACGCCAUCCAUGUAUCUUCGCAGAAGACGCUUUCGAAUUCCCUUCUUCACCUCCUCAAACAAACGGCCGAGUUGCGUGAAGCUGUGUAUAGGCUCCUUGUCCCGCUGGCUUCCAGAACGUGGUGCCUGCUGGAAGUCAGCUCCAACGAUGGCUUGGUCGAUUUCAUCGUCGACGCGCGUAUCGAAUCGAGCAAACAAGGCAUGGAAUGGAGGCACGCUUGCUGUGCUGCUCUGGCCACCGGAUUGAGACAAGCCAUCCUGUCAGUGCGUGGCGAUACACUGGAAAAGCUGAAUGAGGCAGCUCGCAGGGGUCCUUACCUGUCCAAGGGCCACGCACAAGCGAUUCCAGUGGUCGCCACCCAAGAGAGGUUUUAAAUGUGAAGCCCGGCUUGGAUCAUUGCACGUACACUGCACUAUCUCCGUUUUGUCAUUCCUAGCACUGGGUACGCUUUAACUUUCUUCUUUUUCUUUGUUCGUUCUUUUCUUCGCAAGGCCGGUGGUAGCUCGUUUUUAUCUGCCGCUUGAAUCUCUUUCUUUGUCGCGGGGCUCGUUAUGUCAAAUUGGUCCCCCACAAGGUUUCCUUUU